UUUACAGUGGGCAAGAGCGGCGAAGCGUUAGCUGCACGGAAAUGGCUGUUGAUAUAACGUUACUAUUCAAGGCUAGUGUCAAAACUGUAAAAACCCGAAACAAGGCCAUAGGAGUCGGCUUUGAAUCUUCCAAAGACGACAUUCUGAAAAGGAGCAGACCCAAGAAUGGAUUCUCUCCGAAAGCCAAAGAGGUGAUCACGAAUAUCACCAAAUUGAAAGACUUUUUACAAAAGCACAGGAAAGACUACUUGAAUGCUGGAGGUCUGGUCUCAUCAGAGAUUACCCGUAUGACGGACAGUGAACGAGACCAGAUUGAUCAGGAUGCUCAAAUAUUCAUGAGAACCUGUUCUGAAGCUAUAAAACAGCUUCGUACUGAAGCUGAGAAACAAGUGACAUCAGCCCAGAUAAAGGAACAUAUGGGAGCAGUUCUGGAUCUUAUUGAGAUGUAUCUGAGGGGUGUAUGUAAGCUCUACUCUGAACAGAGGGCGAUAAGAGUCAAGAGAGUGGUGGACAAGAAGAGACUGUCGAGGCUGGAACCUGAGCACCACAGUAAGGUCGAGAAGAAUUCCCAGGUGGUAGAGCCCACGGAGGAAAAGGCCACUAAGGAGGAGGGCACCGAGAGGAGUGUGUCAGAGGUCCUGGACAAUAGCCUCAACCCCUGGGAGGAGGGCAGAGUAGAUGAUGAGCUCUCUCCUGAGGAGAUCCAGAUGUUUGAGCAGGAGAACCAGCGGUUGGUCAAAGAGAUGAACAGCCUAGUGGAUGAAGUUAGACAAAUUGAGGGGAAGGUUGUAGAGAUCUCUCGACUGCAGGAGAUCUUUGCUGAGAGGGUCCUUCAACAAGAAACAGAAAUUGACAGUAUUCACCAGCUAGUCGUCGGUGCAACAGAGAACGUAAAAGAAGGCAAUGAGGAUAUACGAGAGGCUAUCAAAAACAACGCCGGCUUUCGAGUGUGGAUCCUCUUCUUCCUGGUUAUGUGCUCAUUCUCUCUUCUCUUCCUGGACUGGUACGACAGCUAACCCAUUUAAAUUGACGCUCUAAAGGUAGUGACAUCUGUUUGCUACUGAAGCUUAUCCAUAAUUACAUGCUGCGGAAGUAAUGAUAUUCUAAGACAAGGUGCACCAGUCAUCUCAUUUGACUUGGACAAAGCAGAGCGUCUCUAAUUGUUCUUUGGGUUGUUCACAUCCUAUAAAUGAAGUGCAGAUAUCAGUGAGACCCUCCCUGAUCCCAACCGUCUGGAGUUGGCCUUAAACUCAGUCAUAUUGUCUUGACUUUAAAAGAAAAAUGCUCACUAAUUGGUGACAUAUUGCACUACUUGACAGUGUGUAGCUGCUUUUUUGUGUUUAGUGUUUUUGGACUGCUAAACCCAGUGUAUGCUCUUUUCCGAGUAGUUGUGAGCAGUGAGGUUGUCUUUUAUUGGAUGUCAAUCACAGCAUAACCAAGCUGAUAUGCCACAUACCAUUCUAUUAAAACCAACCUCUUUCACACAU
Molecule: messenger RNA, 1487 nt
Organism: Lampris incognitus (smalleye Pacific opah)
Lineage: Eukaryota; Metazoa; Chordata; Actinopteri; Lampriformes; Lampridae
Gene: stx18
Product: syntaxin 18
Exons: 11
Coding region: 42-1016 (324 amino acids)
Biological process (GO): retrograde vesicle-mediated transport, Golgi to endoplasmic reticulum; intracellular protein transport
Cellular component (GO): membrane; endoplasmic reticulum; SNARE complex
Molecular function (GO): SNAP receptor activity
Source: RefSeq, a predicted model, not a curated record